This is a messenger RNA of Gordionus sp. m RMFG-2023, 2934 nucleotides long. Its product is annotated as mediator of RNA polymerase II transcription subunit 25-like. Gene Ontology annotation, cellular component: mediator complex; transcription regulator complex. The transcript is spliced from 18 exons. The record is from RefSeq and is a predicted model, not a curated record. Lineage: Eukaryota; Metazoa; Nematomorpha; Gordioida; Chordodea; Parachordodidae. Bases 31 to 2244 code for a protein of 737 amino acids. Gene Ontology annotation, biological process: positive regulation of transcription by RNA polymerase II.
UACGAAUUUUAACAUAUAUAUUAUAUUAAAAUGAUGCUAAAACAAAAUUCUAAUAUAAUUAUUUUGGUAGAAUCUUCUAUGUUAAUUAAUGAAAAUUUCAAUUAUAUAAUUGAAAAUUAUAUUAAAACUUGCAUCAACUCAUUAAAACCUGAUAAAAUCGAGAUUUCAAAAUAUAUUAUUGUACUCUACAAAGACAUAAUAAAUCGUAAUUUAGUUAGUAUCGUGUGUUGUAAUACAAUAAAACAAAUUGAAAAUUUAAUUAAAAGUGACAAUGAAUUUGGAGAUAUUGAUAUAAAAUGUUUUGUUCAAGCAUUAAAAUGUUUAACUAAUAUUGUAUCAAAUAAUACAUAUGAUAACUCUAAAGAAGAUAAACAAGAAACAAUAUGCUUCUUAGUAUGUUCAGAGAUCCCAGAAGAUGAUAUCUGUUUAAAUAUAAUCAGAGGAAAUAUUAGUUUGGAUGAAAUUAUAGAAAAAAUAAAAGAGUUAAAAAUAGCAAUGAACAUCAUCUGCCCCUUAAAACUUCCAAACAUGAAUUUCAUUGAAAAAGUAUCUUUGAAUUUUCACAAUCAUCAAUUCGUCAAUGAGGAUGGAUAUUUUUGUUUUUUUCAAAGUUUCCCAAUUGAAUUAAUUAAAGUAAAAUCGAAUUUAUCAAUCGACAUGAAAGUAUCUCAAAAUGAUUUCUUUUUACUUUCAGAAACAAAAUCAACAGUUAACAUUGAAAAUCGUUCAUUUAUUGAAAGGGAUAUUAAAUCAGAAAGUUCAAUGGAUCAAUCAGUUGUUAAAAAUGGUUACCCCAAUACACAAAAUGCAUCAAACAGUUUUAGCAAGAUAUCUACAGCAUCACAUAGCUUAUUGAAUAUUAAUUUUGACAAAUCUGCAAAUUACGAAAAUACAUUAGCCAUCACAACAUCUUAUAUAUCUGCUCAGCCUGCUCGUUAUGUAUCUAUUAAUUCGAUCGACAAUUCUCAAAUGUGCAAUUCUUACAAAGCAUAUCCUACCCCUACCCCUUCUUUACCACAAAGCGAUACUAGUAAUCAAUUUAUGACUAAAUCUCUGCCUAGAAUCGAAUCAAAUUUCAUCAGUCUUAACAAUAACAUCAGAUCGCUCGAAAAAGAGGCUUCAAUUGUUCGUUUACAAACCCCUUCAGUUCCAAUUAAACAAGAAUUUAAUCAAGAUAGCUAUCAACCACAACCACAACAGCCCUUAACAUCCAUAACGCAUAACGUCAAAGGGUCUGAAAAUAUUAGAUGUCAAAGUAUAAUCUGGUCUGGUCUAAUGCAAUGGAACGAAAAGGUAAGGAACGAACAAGCAACAUUUGACACCAAUAAUCCUGCACUCUCAGUUGUAACCCAUUCACUCAUGUGCCAGAUCUACCCAAUGCCUGGAUUCGAAGAUUUAAAAACAGAUUCUUGGCCUCAUAAUUUCGUAAUGCAAGCGAUACAACAAGACAUAAUUCACAAACUAGGGAACAUGUUCAGAAACGCUAAAACGGUAACCUUAGUUUUUCCCAACCAAGAAAACACAAACUCAUACUUGACCCUAAAUAGAUUACUCACGAAUAACAUGGCAGGUUGCAUUAUGUUCCCAAACACUGUCAUUGAUUUAAGGGUCAUGAUACUGUUGUACAGCCUAAAGAAAAAAUCUUUUAUAGGCCUUAUUCCCUUAGAUCAAGUCGAGUUUGUUAAUAGCAUCCGAAAAAUACUGUCUCAAAAGCGGCAAAUGCACUUGCAGUCCCAAAUGAAGCAACAAAAUCAGAUCAUGACAAUCACAAGUUCCCCAAUUACCAACCAAGGCAUCACCGAAUACGGAAAUAUUAAUCAAGCUAGCGUCGGAAUUCAGGAUACCUUCAGGCCAUCUCCCAAUACAUUUCACCAGAAUCAAUCGAAAUAUAAUAGCGACUAUAAUCCAUCCCUAUUUUAUCCAAACACUGAAAAAAACUAUAAUCAAAUACCCACGAUGAAUACACAUUAUAAUAAUCCAUCUAUGAUCUCCAAUCAGUUUUCUAAUGGUCAAAAUAAUUUAAAUGUCAAUCCUAUACAAUCUUAUAAACAAAUCACUCAAAACACUAAUAAUUUGGACCCAAAUUUGCAACAAAAUAUGAAUAAACAAACUAAUCUGUUUAAUUAUCCAAAUCCAAACUCUAAUCCUUCAAACAGUAAAAUCAACAAUACAUACGCAGAAAACAAUCAGCAACAGUUAAGACAGCUUCUUAUGACUCCUCAAACCAAUAAUUUAGCCACCUAAGUAAUCUAUUGUUCGUUUCAGUAGUUUCAGGCGCCUAUGGUUCAUUUGGAUCCUAAGCCCUUAUUCAUAACAAUAUGGCAUCGGUUACGUUUUAUUGCAGGUUAUCCUAAUGAGGGUUUUUACUUGCGACAGAAGAAUAUCUAUCGUUUGCCGAUCCAACUGUAUAUCUAUAUACACGAUCUUUAAGUCCGACUUAAUCUAAAUAGUUUUUUUUUAAAUAUUGUUAUAUUUUUUAUAAUAUGGUAUACAAUUUUUAAUGUAUAUUUUUAAUAGUUAUAAUCAAAAAUUUAUCUUGUAAUUUUUUUUAUUAUUAAAAUAAAAUUAUCAUAAAAUAUUUAUUUUUUAAAGAUCCUUUGUUCUAGGUCCUGCCUUUUAAGCUCUCAUUCGAACUUCAAAGGUUUUUAGGAUUGAGAUAUAGGGAAGAUGGUUGUCAAUUCAACAAAUUGAUAUUAUUGUUUAAUAAGGUUUUUUAUAGAUUUCACUGUAAAAUAGGAAGCUUAUCUUGUUGGAAGGUGUAAUUUUAUUUAUCAUAAUAAAUGAAUUGAUGAGAUCAGUUAAUUGAUGAUAUCCUGAUAUUUAGUUCUUAUAUAUAGUUCUUAGGCUGUAUGAAAUGGCAUAAUAUCAACAUAAUUUUAAUUGAUUUUUUUUUAUCCUAAAGCAGGAAUUUAAUUUUCUUGACAAGUUGCUAUG